This is a messenger RNA of Emiliania huxleyi CCMP1516, 543 nucleotides long. RefSeq lists its product as hypothetical. The record is from RefSeq and is a predicted model, not a curated record. Lineage: Eukaryota; Haptophyta; Isochrysidales; Noelaerhabdaceae. Bases 1 to 543 code for a protein of 180 amino acids. The transcript is spliced from 5 exons.
AUGCCGCGCGAGCUACCGUGGCUGCAGCACAAGGAGAGCAAGCGGAUCGUGCCCGUCGUCGGCUCGGCCGCCCAGUUCCUUCAACCGGCAUGCGAUGGACCGGCGCCGGCUGACCGACUGCACUUCGCGCCGCCGGCGGCUCUCCUGCUCGAGCACGGCGCCAACGUCAACUCGGUGCAGCACUCGACUCUGGGGCCUCUCGUGCCUCUCGUGCCCUUCCAGCCGGCGGGCGUUGCCGGCGUGCUCGGCGGCGCGCCCGCGCCCUUUGCCCCGCCGCCCCAGGCGCGCCGUAGAGAGUGCCGACGCGAUGUCGAUGAUUUUGGCCUGCGAGACGGGGGCGAGGAGCGGUGUGAGGGCGCCAUGUGCCCGGGCGACGGGCUAAGGGGCCGCUACACGGGCCGCAGAGCUCACCAGCGCCGGCACGGUGGCGCUGGCAUCGAUUUUGCUUCUUGCGUCCGCCUUGGGCUGUGCCUGACCGAGGGCUUACUCUCAACGUCGACGUUACGGCUAGCCUUUGGCGAAGGCAGAGAAUUAGGGUUAUAG